Vanessa atalanta (red admiral) is the source of this 431-nucleotide messenger RNA. RefSeq names its product cytochrome c oxidase subunit 6C (gene cype). Bases 123 to 356 code for a protein of 77 amino acids. Lineage: Eukaryota; Metazoa; Arthropoda; Insecta; Lepidoptera; Nymphalidae. The transcript is spliced from 3 exons. The record is from RefSeq and is a predicted model, not a curated record.
CAAUAACGUACGUUUUCUUUCGUAUCGCAGUAGUGUCAAAUUGACAACGAAAACGUACUUAUUGUACUACUUGCUGUGAUUUUCACCACAUUCAAUUUUCUUGAUUAAAUUCAACUAUAAAUAUGGCUGACAGCGCCGUGUCGACCAUUGCCAAGCCUCAGAUGCGAGGACUCCUCCACAAUGUCAUCAAACGUAACUUGAUUGUUGCAAUUGCAUUAUCCGCAGCUUGUGGAUUCUCAUACAAGUUGUUCGUCGGCAAUGUCCGCAAGAGGAAUUACGCUGAAUUCUACAGGACCUACGAUGCUGAAAAGGAAUUUGAAGAAAUGCGUAAAAAGGGACUUUUCCAAUCCUGCUAAAUUAGUCUGUGGUUAUGUAGUUGUAUUAAUUUGCUGUGUAUAAUGUAAUUUAAAAAUAAAAAAAAUCAAGAAAGA